AUGUUUUUCCUUCAGUCAUUUGAAAAUGGUCCAAAUUUAUUAAAUACUAAUGGUAAAGAUUUUCGUGAUUAUUCUAUUGGAGUUUUAAAAAGAUUAUAUACAAGAGAAGAAUUAAAAUCAUCAAUUUUACCAUCAUCAGCAGCACACAUUUAUGCUAAAAAACAACUUGAUCCAAAAAGAUUUAAAGUUUUUAGAGAUGCUGUUCGUAUUAAACACAAAAUAAGUGAACAACAUUUUGAUCAUUUUUAUUCAAAAUUAUUACGUAAAACAUUAACUGAUUUUCUUUAUCAAGAAGGUGUUCGGGGAAAGAAGAAAGAAGUUAGAAGUUGA
Messenger RNA from Didymodactylos carnosus, 330 nucleotides. Lineage: Eukaryota; Metazoa; Rotifera; Eurotatoria; Philodinida; Philodinidae. The record is from the annotation of a GenBank genome assembly.